AUGACGUCGCUGGAUCUGAGGCAACAGAAGCUCGAGCAGCAGAGGCAAAUAAUUGCGCAAAAGAUGAAACAGAAAAGACAAAGCGGUGCCGGUGGAAUGGUACAGGCGUCUAACAUGUCGAGUACUCAGCUUACCAGUCAUUCUACAAAGUGGACGAACCCGACUAAAGAUCUCAGAGGCUAUAAUGGCUCGCUGCAGUUUAACGCGUCUCAAAACGCUGAUUUAAACGCAUUCGCAGAAAACAAGGAUAUAGAAGCAAGAAUUAAUGAAGUUAGCACGGAAGGAAGAUUUUAUCAAGGUAUGGAGGCUGCCGAUUGCGCGGACGAGGAAUCGUCACCUAUAGACGCACGCUCGCCUUCGGAGUCCCUGCCUUGUCCUUCGCCUCUUAGAGUAGCUCCGUCGGAAGCCGCUGGUACCUUAAUUAGCAGAGAAAAUAAUUCUUCGAGCCCCGAAUUGGAGGGAAACGUGGAAGGGAAUGUGGAACAUUUCGUAUUGCAGCCAGCGAAUAAAAAGAUGCAUUACAAGUGUAGAAUAACGCGCGACAGAAAGGGUAUGGACCGUGGUUUAUAUCCCACCUAUUUUUUACAUCUGGAGCGAGAUUACGGGAAAAAGAUUUUCUUGUUGGCGGGUCGUAAGAGAAAGAAGAGUACGACGAGUAAUUAUCUGAUUUCUACCGAUCCGACGGACCUGUCCAGAGCCGGGGAGUCUUACAUCGGUAAACUGAGGUCGAAUCUCUUGGGAACGCAGUUCACCGUCUACGACAAUGGGUAUUCGUUGAUAAAGGACGACAAACGGGACGAUCGUUUCAAUCCCAGACAAGAGUUGGCCGCGGUCAUAUACGACACGAACGUCCUAGGAUUCAAGGGACCCCGUAAAAUGACCGUCAUCAUUCCGGGGAUGACGUCUGAUCAGAAGAGAGUCGAAAUUUGUCCACGGGACGAGUCGGAAACGUUACUCGAACGAUGGAAAACAAAGAAUAUGGACAAUCUGAUAGAACUGCACAACAAGACGCCGGUGUGGAAUGACGACACGCAGUCGUACGUGCUGAACUUCCACGGGCGGGUCACGCAGGCCUCCGUGAAGAAUUUUCAAGUGGUGCACGACAGCGAUGUCGAUUACGUCGUGAUGCAAUUCGGCCGCGUGGCGGAGGACGUUUUCACGAUGGACUACCGAUUUCCGUUGUGUACGCUCCAAGCGUUCGCUAUCGCUCUCAGCAGUUUCGACAGUAAGUUAGCUUGCGAAUAAAUGCCAUUUACAGAAACUAUCCUAACGAUGUUCGCGAAUCGCGAAACGCACGGUUCCGCAGGACAAUCAACAGGUCGCGAUGAUGUUCUUUUACAAACAUAUCUGUAACGAUGACUAGACUACGGAUUUCGUGCAUUUACAAGAUACGCUAUUCCGUAGCGCAGAAGCGCGUAAAAGGAAUUUUUAUGUAAACCGAUACCGAAAUUGUAUCGAAGGUAGCAUAAAAAUCGGUGGUUCGAAGUAAGAAUUCACACGUAAGAGUGAUCGACGCAAAUCGUGUGUUCACUUUUCUUAGAAACAUUUAUAAUCGGCGAUCGGCGAGCAUGCGGAUAAUACUAGAAUUGUAGAAAUAAUUAGAAUCAUGUCCGCGUCGCGAUGUCUAUUACAGGGUGAAUCACUUUCCCGUUCAGAGGUCGUACGACUUUCUUUCGUUGAACGAAUCGUACUCAUUUCG
This is a messenger RNA of Ceratina calcarata, 1699 nucleotides long. RefSeq names its product Tub domain-containing protein ktub (gene ktub). The transcript has 8 exons. Gene Ontology annotation, cellular component: cilium. The record is from RefSeq and is a predicted model, not a curated record. Bases 1 to 1245 code for a protein of 414 amino acids. Gene Ontology annotation, biological process: protein localization to cilium. Lineage: Eukaryota; Metazoa; Arthropoda; Insecta; Hymenoptera; Apidae.